AUGCCCUCCAGCUUGGUGCCCUCCAGCUUGGUGCCCUCCAACUUGGUGCUCUCCAACUUUGGGAUUGGUGAUGAUUCUGUUUUCUUCUCCGUAGGUCUCAUAGACGACCAUAAAAACACUCACGGGGAUGUACCGCGCCCGCUGCCAUCCGCACCGCCCAGGUGGAACAACCCCCGCCAGCCUACCUUCAACAGGAGGGGGACAUUUUCAACCAGGUACCCCCAGCAGCCUCCCAGGGAUUUCCAACUGUCCCAAGGUCACUCUUGGAGGAAAAAAUAUUCCCUGGUUAACCGACCACCAGGAUCGAUGAGCGAUUUUGGAAGCAGUGGAAGUGCCAGCGUGUCUCAGGCUUUUGGAAACUAUGGGGACAACCAGGCACCUGAACCACUAGAAUCAUCUCCAGAGAGACACGUGGACUUAACCAGGGAUGGUAACAUAGUUGUGGGGAUCCAGCUGCCUCAAAGAGCUGGUUCCUUUGUAGAUACGAAAGGUUUUGCUGAUGUGGGUUCUUCCUGUGAAUUUUCUGGGCUGAAAACGAUGGUUGCUGCCCCAGGUGAGGGUGAAAAUACUCAACAAUCUCUGUCCACAAGCAGAAAUGAAGAGAGGAGACCCUCCCUCUCCGUUUCAUUUAGUUCAUCUCACCGCUUUGUGAGUUCAGCCUACGUGAGCACCUCGGAUAAGCCUAGAAUGGUGCGUCUGCCCGGCAACGUGACCGCGAGCUCCCUCACCUCCUGUGGAAGCACCAGUGAAAACGCCGUGACGCUGAAAUCGGAGCCACAGCAGCCUUUGAUGUUGCCAGGUCAUGAACCGGCUCGACACUUGGUAAGGAGGAAAGCAGAACCACCAGCUGCAGGACAGUUUAGUUGUGAACAAGUCAGAGAUGCUUUCAGAGAGCCAAAACUCUUUGGAAGUGGUGAGACGUGCUCUAGACCUUCUCAGGCUGCGACUGUGGUGGUUGGGAUGACUCCAAUGAAGAGCAGGUUUUCUGUAGUCCCCAAAGCUGCUGGUCUCCAAAGAGUUGCCUCAACAUCCAUCUCCAGCAAAGCUUCAAAGUUCAGGAAAACAAAUUACACGUGGGUUGCAAACCCUGGUAAAUGCUCUCGUACUGUCAAGAGAUGGGUCAGCCCUAGAGCUUCUGAAAGCGUUAAGAAGGUUGCUGGUGGAGUUGACAGAGGUGCUAAACUAUCCCCAAAAGCAGAUUUGGGAGCAAAGCUGAAGAAAUCAGGACUGCAAUCCAAACUGGGUGUUUCUCCCAGUAAAUAUAAGUGGAAAGCCUCCAGCCUGCAGACUUCACCCUCCACCUCCAAGUCAGCGUUCAGGUGGAGAUCUGAAGAUCAGAAAAAGCCUCCAGCCCCCAAUGUCCCUCGAGCUGGUGCCAUCCCACCACCUCCGAGCGCUGUGUCUGUUGGUCUCAGUGGGGUGAAGUCCUCCUUUGGAGAUGCUGCAUUGUCCAGUUAUAAAGUGAAGAGUAGGACAAAAAUCAUCAAGAGAAAAGGGAGCUCGAGUUCUCCAACAGAUAAGAAGAACAGCUCCUCACCCACCACACCUCUGAAAAGCCACUUCCAUCUCAAGAAGAAAAACUCCUUGCGGGGGAAACCUUCUGUGACACCGAAACGUUCCUCUCCCAAGGGCCUGGUGCAGAUCACCAAGCACAGACUCUGCAGGCUGCCGGCCACCAAGGUGCAGGUCUCCACCAAAGAAGGUAGGAACAUCCAUCCCAAGGGGUGA
Messenger RNA from Antrostomus carolinensis (chuck-will's-widow), 1728 nucleotides. It is a transcript of the gene ZC3H3, whose product is annotated as zinc finger CCCH-type containing 3. The transcript has 2 exons. Bases 1 to 1728 code for a protein of 575 amino acids. The record is from RefSeq and is a predicted model, not a curated record. Lineage: Eukaryota; Metazoa; Chordata; Aves; Caprimulgiformes; Caprimulgidae. Gene Ontology annotation, cellular component: nucleus.